This is a messenger RNA of Otolemur garnettii (small-eared galago), 1764 nucleotides long. RefSeq names its product BICD family like cargo adaptor 2 (gene BICDL2). Lineage: Eukaryota; Metazoa; Chordata; Mammalia; Primates; Galagidae. Gene Ontology annotation, biological process: vesicle transport along microtubule; Golgi to secretory granule transport. The transcript has 9 exons. The record is from RefSeq and is a predicted model, not a curated record. Bases 20 to 1540 code for a protein of 506 amino acids.
CACAGAUGCUGCAGGUGCCAUGAGCUCUCCAGAUGGGCCAAGCUUCCCAUCAGGGCUCCUCUCUGGGGGCACCUCCCCCGGUGGCAAUGAGGGCUUCUUCCCCUUUGUGCUGGAGCGGAGGGACUCAUUUCUUGGAGGGGGCCCAGGGCCUGAGGAGCCUGAGGACCUGGCCUUGCAACUGCAGCAGAAAGAGAAAGACCUGCUGUUGGCAGCAGAACUUGGCAAGAUGCUUCUGGAGCGCAAUGAGGAGCUUCGGUGGCAGCUGGAAAUGCUGAGUGCCCAGCACUCGGAGCGUGAGGAACGGCUCCAGCAGGAGAACCAUGAGCUCCGCCGGGGCCUGGAAGCCCGGGGGGCUGAGUGGGAAGCCAGGGCUGUAGAGCUGGAAGGGGAUGUGGAAGCUCUGCGGGCCCAGCUGGGGGAGCAGCGCUCAGAGCAGCAGGACAGUGGGCGUGAGCGGGCACGGGCCCUCAGUGAACUCAGUGAGCAGAACCUCCGGCUCAGCCAGCAGCUGGCCCAGGCCUCCCAGACUGAGCAGAAGCUUCACAGAGAACUGGAAACCAUUCGGGGGCAGUGCCAGGCUCAUGCCCUGGCCGGGGCAGAGCUGAGGACACAGCUGGAAAGUUUGCAGGGAGAGAACCAGAUGCUGCAGAGCCGUCGACAGGACCUGGAGGCCCAGAUUAAUGGCUUGCAUGAGGAGGUGGAGAAGGGCCAGGGAAGACUCCAGGCCACCCAUGAGGAAUUGCUGCUGCUGCGCCGGGAGAAGCGGGAGCACAGCCUGGAGCUGGAACGAGCACAAUCCGAAGCCAGGGAGGCACUGAGUGCACUGCGAAGGUUGCAGAGGCAUGUCUCAGAGCUGGAGGAGGAGUCACGCCUCCAGGACGCUGACAUGUCAGGUGCCUCACUACAGUCAGAGCUGGCCCACAGCCUGGACAGAGAUCAGGGCCAGGACAUGGACACUCAUGGAGAUGCCCUGACCACCCUGUCUCCAGAGACCCAAGAGAAGUCCAGCUGCAAGCCCUCACCCCAGGAAGACAGCUUAGAGCCCCCCAAAGAGCAAGUAUCUCUGAGCCCAGCGGAGAUACUGGAGGAGAAGGAGGCAGAAGUGGCCAGGCUACAGGAUGAGAUUGCGCUGCAGCGGGCAGAGCUGCAGUCCCUACAGGAAGAGCUACAAAGGCAGAAGGAACUGCGAGCGCAAGACAACCCAGAAGAGGCUCUGAACGGCGCCCUCUUGGAUCGGGACGAGGCUGUGAACAAGGCCCUGGCACUGUCCAUGGAGCUUAGCCGCAUCUCGGUGGAACGAGACUCUCUCUCCCGGGAGCUGAUGCGCGCCAUCCGCCAGAAGGUGGCGCUUACGCAGGAGCUGGAGGCCUGGCAGGACGACAUGCAGGUGGUGAUCGGGCAGCAGCUGCGCUCCCAACGCCAGAAAGAGCUCAGUGCGGCCUCAUCGUCGACCCCUCGCCACACUGCGCCCCGAUUCUCACUACGCCUGGGUCCUGGGACCGCUGGCACCUUCCUCAGCAACCUCUUCCGAAGGACCUGAGGGCUGGGCCUAGAGGCCUGCCCUUGGCCAUUCUGGGGCACACUUUCCUCCUCUGGGCAAUGGAGCAACAGGGCCCAGACUGUCUUCCCAUCGGGGCUGCUGCAGUCCCUGCCUCAGGAGGCUGGGCAGGAGCUCAGCACGAGCAGGGGCCAGCUUUAGGGGCCAGAGGCCCCAGUAGGUAGCGGGGGCAAGUGGGGCAGAGCAGUCUAUUUUUGGAAUCUCUA